Molecule: messenger RNA, 2330 nt
Organism: Macrosteles quadrilineatus (aster leafhopper)
Lineage: Eukaryota; Metazoa; Arthropoda; Insecta; Hemiptera; Cicadellidae
Exons: 13
Coding region: 5-1849 (614 amino acids)
Biological process (GO): receptor guanylyl cyclase signaling pathway; cGMP biosynthetic process; intracellular signal transduction
Molecular function (GO): guanylate cyclase activity; peptide receptor activity
Source: RefSeq, a predicted model, not a curated record
UUCCAUGGUGUCCGAGGACAGUGCUGUAUCCAACGUGGGGGUCAGCAGCCAGUGUUGCCCCGACAGAGCUGCCAACCCUGCGUACAAGAACGGCCGACGCUUCCAGGAGCUGCAGAUGUUGAUCCUGCCAUUCAUCCCCAUCCUGGCACUGAUAUGUCAGACUAUCUACUACCUCCAGGACGUGCUGGUCUACCACGAGGAGGUGUCAGCUGUAGAGAUGCAGGUGACAAUAGCUACAGAGCUAGGCAAAGUCGUGACGAGUCUACAGGUAGAAAGAUCUGAAGUAGCAUUCUUCAUAUUCACCAACGGAAGCACUCUCAGGUCCAACUUGACUCAGAGGUUUAGAGCUACAGACCAAGCAUUGACAGACAUGACAGCUUGGCCUCCAGUCAGCCUAGAAGACACAGGACUACAGCCCAUGACCAAGGAGAAAUGCCAGGAGGAGAUCAAGAGCUUCAGGUCACCCGACUCUUUAACUUUAGAGAAAAUCAGUCCAGAAGAAAGUCAGAUGAAGGACGUACUGAGAUGGUACAACACUGUCAAUGCAGCACUGUUGAGUCACCUCACAGCUCAGAUCAAGGAAACUGACAACAGUGGUGUCUGGAGGUUACUGAUCGCAUUCAAGAACCUUUUGAGAAGUAUAGAAAACUUUGGUAUCUCAAUGGUCUACGGCAUUAACUACUUUGGUGCAGGAAACUUACACGGAAAAAGCUACAUCAAAUUUGUAAAACACUCCUUCAUUGGACAAGAUGUUCUCAACGCAACAUUCCAUUAUGUACCUCAACUGCGACAUGUCUACUUCAAUCUGAACAGAACAAUGAUGAAGGAUAUCGACUCCAGGAGACAAGAGAUUCUAGGAAAUGAACCAAUGAAGCCAAAUGUGGAACAAGCAAAGGAUUAUUUUGAUCUGAUGGCAAACUAUGCUACUGAGCUGCGGAAACUGCAAGGACACAUCCGACAGGAUAUUAGGGAGUAUGUGAAUAACACAUUGAUUGAUGCCAAGAGUAAGGAGCUGAUGGGGAUAUUCCUUCUUGGUCUGGUUCUUCUCAUUUCUCCAAUAAUCAUCAUACUUGUUCGGAAAGCUGUGGCAACAAUUCAGAUGUAUGCGAGUCACCUACAAGAAAAAGCAAGCGAACUGAAAAAGGAGAAAAGAAAAAGCGACAUGCUUCUUUACCAGAUGUUACCUCCAAGUGUUGCCAUGCAGCUGAAGCAGAAUGAGCAGGUACCAGCUGAGUACUAUGCCUCUGUAACUAUUUACUUCAGUGAUAUUGUCGGCUUCACAAAAAUAGCAGCAGAAAGUACACCAUUGGAGGUUGUAACCUUCCUCAACUCAAUCUACAACAUGUUUGAUGAACGUAUAGAGUGUUACGACGUGUACAAAGUUGAAACCAUUGGGGACUCUUACAUGGUCGCCUCUGGCCUACCUGUCAAAAAUGGCAAACGCCAUGUGUCGGAGAUUGCGACUAUGGCACUAGACCUUUUGGCCGGUUCCCUCCACUUCCCUGUGCCCCACAGACCCGCUGAGCAUCUACAGAUCCGCAGUGGUAUCCACACAGGGCCCGUUGUGGCGGGGAUUGUGGGCAGCAAGAUGCCUCGCUAUUGUCUCUUCGGAGACACCGUUAACACUGCUUCUCGUAUGGAAUCCACAGGGGAAGCUCUGAAAAUUCACAUCAGUUUAGAAAUGAAGAAGGCAUUGGAUGAUGUUGGGGGCUUCCGAACUGAGCAUAGAGGAUAUGUAGACAUAAAAGGCAAAGGAGUGCUGGAUACUUAUUGGCUGACUUGCAAAGAAGGAGUGAUGGCUUCUAGUGACAAGGAAAAACUCUGUCUGGAGUAUUCGUAUCAAGUUUGACAUAUUGAUUGAAUCUUAAAUAAUAAUGUCCUCCAUGAUUUAAAUCACAAUGCUACUGCUACUGGGUGGAUUUUAGCAGUAUGUAAAUUUUUAAAGUGUAAUGUAGCCGUGAAAAAACUGUAAGGAAAUAUUCCUCGGCUUCUCCAAUUGCCUUGAAAGUUACAGAAUACAGAGGAUGAAGAUAUUAUGUAUUUUUUAACCCCUUUAUGACAAAGGGUUAUUUAAAGUUCCAUAUAGUUUGAAGAUUCCAUUAGGUAUUUAAAACAGUGUUAUAAUAUUUUAAUGUUUAAGUCUCUUGUAAGGGUACAGUCCAGACCUUAGUCAUGUUAUUUAUAACACCAACCCUCUGUUAACUUACAGUUCCUUUACGAUCUAAUUUAUAAUUUUGUUGCGUUUUAGGCAUCAAACAACUAUGUAGUUAAAUAUUAGUGAUAUAAUAUAAUAAACUGUCGUUACUGUGAGUGUGUUCAUGAACAAAAUA